UGAAUCCAAAAAUGAAAUGCAAAAUAGUUAUUAUUUUUACACCAUUUGAAUGACAAUUCUCCCUGCUUUUGUUAAUAAUUUUUUAAUAUGAUCAAAGUCGUUUUUGGUAAUUUGACGUUGACGUUCCGGUAUCAAUUAUUUAUUUAUGUCGUGAUCAAUCAUAAAGUUGAGUGUGAAAAUUCGCGAUGGAUUUCCUGGGCCAGUCGAUUCCCCCGUUCUUCGAGCGCUACAUAGGAAAGCCUGAUGCGAGGGUUUCGCGAUGGGUCCUGCUAAAUUCGCCCGCCUACUUGGUGGGCAUCGUCACAGGCUACUUCCUGACGCUGCUCACGUUGAACAGACUAAUGAAGAACAGGAAGCCCUUCGACUUGCGUCUAGUGAUCAUCGUGUACAACGCGCUUCAGACGUGCUUUUCCGCGUACAUCUGCAAGGAGGUCUUUAUGAGUGCCUACCUAGCAGAUUACAGCUUAUCAUGCACGCCAGUCGGCAAGGGUUCCGACGAGUUGGUCGAUAGGAUGGCGAACACGUUUUGGUAUUUCUAUCUAUCCAAAGUAUUCGAUCUUUGCAACACCGUGUUCUUUGUACUAAGAAAAAGACAAAGGCAACUGAGUUUCCUGCAUCUCUACCACCAUUCAACGAUGAUAUUCAACUGGUAUAUAGGAUCAUUGUAUUCGCCAGGCGGACAAGCCUUCUUCAGCGUCUUCUGCAAUGCCCUAGUGCACGUAAUCAUGUAUCUUUACUAUCUUCUUUCUGCGAUGGGACCUCAAAUGCAAAAGUACCUUUGGUGGAAACGCUACUUGACCCAAAUACAAUUGAUACAAUUCUUUGUGGUAAUAUUGCAUCUGAUCGUUGGGAUGUACAAUAGAUGCAAAGCACCAUUCUGGUUGAACUGCUUUACCAUUGGUUAUCUUUUGACUAUGGUGGCACUCUUUGCCAACUUCUACAAGGUGGCUUACAAGAGCAAAAGGGGCACUCUGAAGCGGAAACGACGCAAAUCGAGAAGCUAUGAUUUCAAAGCCGGCGGUGAUUUCAAAUAUGACUAAAGUUUUCAGCAUUUGUAUACCUCGUGUUGCGUUCGUACAAUAAA
Molecule: messenger RNA, 1084 nt
Organism: Nicrophorus vespilloides
Lineage: Eukaryota; Metazoa; Arthropoda; Insecta; Coleoptera; Silphidae
Product: elongation of very long chain fatty acids protein 4-like
Exons: 6
Coding region: 186-1040 (284 amino acids)
Biological process (GO): fatty acid elongation, monounsaturated fatty acid; very long-chain fatty acid biosynthetic process; sphingolipid biosynthetic process
Cellular component (GO): endoplasmic reticulum membrane
Molecular function (GO): fatty acid elongase activity
Source: RefSeq, a predicted model, not a curated record